AGCGGUAAGAGAGAGAAGAAAGAAGAGAGAGAGAGCGAGAUAUAUCUAUAUCUCUACCUAUAUAGAUAUAUAAAUGGCAGCAGCAGAGGCGGAACAAGUUGUUUCGAAGAAGCCUGAAGAGGAGGAGCCACCACUCGCGGCGGUGAUGGAGAAGCCUAACGUCGAUAAGCCGGUUGCUCCGCCACCUCAGGACGACGGCAAGGCUCUCGCAAUUGUCCCAGAACCUGCUGAAAAGAAAAGCUCAAAAGGAUCUCUUGAUAGAGAUGUUGCUCUUGCGAAGCUUGAGGAUGAGAAGAGGUUGUCUUUUAUCAAGGCAUGGGAAGAAAGUGAAAAGACCAAAGUGGAGAACAAGGCGCAAAAGAAGUUGGCUGAUGUUGCUGCAUGGGAAAACAGCAAGAAGGCGUCCCUUGAAAGCCAACUGAAAAAAAUUGAGGAACAACUGGAGAAGAAGAAAGCAGAAUACGCAGAAAAAAUGAAGAACAAGGUCGCACUGGUUCACAAGCAGGCCGAGGAGAAGAGAGCGAUGGUUGAAGCCAGACGCGGAGAAGAGAUCCUCAAAGCAGAGGAGAUGGCAGCUAAGUACCGCGCAACAGGACAAGCUCCUAAGAAAGCUUUUGGAUGCCUCGGAGGUUAAGGUUUUAUUAGGUCGGUAAUGAAUUGUCAAGGAUGCCGCCAAGUUUGAGUUUUCACCGUAAAAUUUUGUUUUUGCUUUUGUGGUUUUGUAUGGUUUAGGGUCUCAGGAAACGGAUGUUAGAACCAUUUCCUAUUGGUGAUGCUGUAUAGUAUGUGUACUUCCGGCUUGCGUAAAAGACUGUUUUCAAAUAAGUUUCAGUCUGACGGUGCUCAGGACACCGUCCUUACUGUC
Sesamum indicum (sesame) is the source of this 865-nucleotide messenger RNA. Its product is annotated as remorin 1.4. The record is from RefSeq and is a predicted model, not a curated record. NCBI's taxonomy places the organism in Eukaryota, Viridiplantae, Streptophyta, Magnoliopsida, Lamiales, Pedaliaceae.